Fundulus heteroclitus (mummichog) is the source of this 2280-nucleotide messenger RNA. RefSeq names its product leucine rich repeat containing 29 (gene fbxl9). Gene Ontology annotation, biological process: SCF-dependent proteasomal ubiquitin-dependent protein catabolic process. Bases 294 to 2249 code for a protein of 651 amino acids. The transcript has 11 exons. The record is from RefSeq and is a predicted model, not a curated record. Lineage: Eukaryota; Metazoa; Chordata; Actinopteri; Cyprinodontiformes; Fundulidae. Gene Ontology annotation, cellular component: SCF ubiquitin ligase complex. Gene Ontology annotation, molecular function: protein binding.
CGCCCCUCUGUGGUCAGCUGACCGGAAGAAGGCCAAGCUUCGCCGGCCAAACAGAGCUGCCGUUCCGCGUCGUUAACUGUGGAAAAGCCGCUUUUACUGUGAGGUGAGCAGAUAAACAGCUCCGCGUUAGCGCCGCCGCUCCUGAAAUCUGACGUUUUAUCAACGAAGCGGCGACAAACCGAGGCGAGCCGCCAUGUUUGCUGCUGGGAACUAGCUUCAAGCUAAAGCGUUAAACUAGAGAUCAGCUGAUCGAGCCGAGAUGAUCCGGAGAGUUUCCUAAGGAAGACGCAGAGAUGGAGGACAGCGACGGGGAAGAGCUGCCAGAGACACCUGCGCUGCCCCUGGAGAUUAUCGUUUACAUCCUGAGUUUCCUCCACGCGUCAGACAGAAAGGAAGCCGCCCUGGUCUGCAGCAGCUGGUACCACGCCAGCCAGGACCUGCGCUUCCAGAAGGACGUCGCCUUCAGCUUCCCGGCCUCAUCUUCCUCCCUGGCGCUGGUCAGAGGUCUGGCCCGAAAGCCCCGCUGUAGCCUGAAGAUCAGCCAGCUGGACGGCUUCAGUGUCUCCAGAUCGCUGCUCCUGGAGGUUGGUGCGGUUCUGGGCCCCAGGGUGGAGAGCCUGGCCCUGCCCUGCAGCAGCAUAACGGAGGCCUCCCUGCUGGCCCUCCUGCCCCGCCUCACCUCCCUGCAGAGGCUCGACAUCAGAGGCCUGGACAGCCUCUUCAUGUCUGGAGCCUUCCUGUCCAGAGAGGAGCACAGACGGCAGGUCCGGGCGGCGCUGAGCGGCCUGGAGGAGCUGGAUCUGUCGGACCUGCGCUACCUGUCUGACCUCACCUUGAACCGGCUCACCGGCUGCACCCCGCGCCUCCGCCGCCUCUCGCUGGCCGGCUGCCACAUCGCCUUCGAGUUCGAUCCGUACCGAGGGCGCCCGGCCGGAACCGCGGCGGACUCCUCGGCCCUCGUGUCCCUCAGGAACCUCCGCAGGCUGCUGACGGAGCAGAGCUCCUCCCUCAAAGCUCUGGACCUCAGCAGGACCUCCAUCACGCCUGAAUCUCUCCGGAUCGUGGCUCAGGUUCAGGAUUUGGUGCUGGAGGAGCUGCAUCUGCAGGGCUGCAAAGAGCUGACGGACUACUCUGUGGAGGUUCUGGUCAAGCACCAGCCCGGCCUGCUGAAACUGGACCUGAGCUGCUGCCCGGAGCUGAGCAGCAGAACCGUCCGGGCUGUAGCCCGAGGCCUGAGGUCUCUGACGCACCUGUCCUUGUCCCGGGACUCCAAGAUCACAGAGAAAGGCCUGGUGGAGCUGCUGUCCGUCUCCUCCCUGGUGUCUCUGGGUCUGUCUGGCUGUCUCCACAGCAGUGGAGCGGAGCUGCAGGAAGACCUGAAGGCGUCCACCGCUGCCACCGCCCAGCUGGAGCUGCUGCACCUGAGCGGCAGCACCAACCUGCAGGACGGUGUGCUCGUCUCGCUCUCCCAGCUCCUGGGCGGCUCUCUGAAGGAGCUGGACCUGACGCUGUGCCUCAGCCUGACCGACCUGUCGCUGUGCUCCAUCUCCGCCGGCCUGCAGAGGCUGGAGGUGCUGCGGCUCGGUUGGUGUAAGGAGGUGACGGACCGGGGUCUGCUGGGGACGGUGCAGGACAGCCGGCCUGAGACGGGAGACGGAGGCCCCAGGUUCACCAGGACCUUCGGCAACAUGGGCUUCUUCCAGCCCCCCCGGAUGCCCUUUGAGGAGCGGCCCACUCCGGUGAGCCGGGAGGAGCUGCAGCGCCUGGAGCGCCGCCACGGAGCCUCGCUCUCAGCCCUGAGACGGCUGACGGAGCUGGACCUGUCGGCCUGCAGCAAGCUCAGCGACGCCAGCAUCACCCAGGUGGUGCAUUUCCCAGACCUGCAGCGUCUGUCUCUCUCCAUGCUGCCAGAAAUCAGCGACGCCAGCCUGGCGUCGGUGGGCCGGCGCUGCCGCAGCCUCACCAGCCUGCAGCUCAGCCACUGUCCCGGCAUCACGGACCGCGGCGUGGCCCAGGCCCUGCCCUACCUGCGCCGCCUGCAGCAUCUCUCGCUGUCCUGCUGCGACAACAUCACCGACAGGACGCUGCAGCUCCUGAUGCAGCACUGCAGCCGUCUGAAGACGCUCGACGUCUCCAUGUGCAAAAACGUCUCUGUGACGGCGGUGGACCUCCUGCAGGCCCAGCUGCCCUUCCUGGAGAACGUCCAUCACAAGUUCAUAGGCGUGGCUGAUCUCAGCCUGACAGACUGAGCCAUCGCUGACCCCCCCCCCCCCCCCCCCC